AGCAUGUAACUUAAGUUAAGUUAAUGUCAUUUUUCUCCAAUAAAUAGUGUCCAUACUCUAGCCACAGAACGUGGCUAGAGUAUAGACACUACACUAGCCGUCUUCCAUACAUCCUUAAUGAUACAUGAUUUCAGUGUUUACAUUUUGACAUUAACCUCUCAUCAACAAAUGUCCUUCUGAUUCUGUUUGUUUCUCUCCCCUUCUCUCCGCAGCCUUCUCGGAGCACUACUUUCACCGUCGUAACGACCAGACUUAGGCACGAUGACGUACUCUCAAAGAAUGAUGAAGGCCCUCGCAACUUUCGGCACUUUGAGCGUUUUCCUCCGAAUCUGUGGUCAGUGUUUCCAAAUGGAUUGCAACGCGACGCUCCCUUGGAACAUAUCCAGCCAAGACCACCUGGCAAUACCGCACGAACGAAUCGAAGAGCUGUUGCGUUGUCCAGAGGGACAGCAUGGUUGCAGCGCCUUGCCAGUCAACUGCACGGAGGAGCUUCUUGCCGUUACAUGCAGUUGCGAGAGAAACUGCGAUAUCUACGGAUCUUGCUGCUGGGACGCUGAUGUACACGAGCCGCCUGCUUCACGAGCGAAAUGUACUUUCCGUGAACUCGAGAAUGGUCUCACCAGGGAGUUUUAUGCUGUCUCGGGGUGCAAUCGUGACUGGCCGAAGGACGACAUGAGGAUGUCGUGUGAGAAUGUUACGAGUGAACACGAUUCGUUUUUCUUUAUACCGGUCACCACCGAGCGACAGGUCACAUACUUCAACGCGUUCUGCGCCCUCUGCAACUACGAUUUGGACAACACGUCUAUAUUUUGGAGCGCCUCUGGAAAUGACAGUGAAGAUUUAACAGUGUAUCCACCGCAGUACGCUAUGGACAACGAAAAUACCUUCUUCUGGCCCUGUGAUUCGACUCUGGUGAAUGUUGACGCUUGUCCCGAAGGCUCGGACGCAGAGAAAACGCGAAGAUGCUCGACUUACUUUGCUCCAGUAGUGCACAAGCAUGAAAAGUCUGAAAUCGAUAGAUCUGAGAUCGUUUACAAGAACGUCUACUGUGGCCUCUGCAAUGGAGCCGAUAUUUCGUCCUUAAGGUGUGUUCCGAUGCAGGCUGUUCGCCAAUCAGGGAAACGUGACUCUUUGUUCCUGGAAGGACCUGAUAUAAUGAGGCUGAUAAGGCCUGUAGAAAGCCAAAGUUCAUGUUUCGCGUGGCACAACCGUAAGUGUUACAUAAAGGCUCCUCAAUAUCUGUUCGCAAACUCUUCAACGGUGGACACAGGCGUCACAAACACUACCACCACAUUACGCCACAGAUACGAUGUGAGAGACUUACUCUCAACCAUCUGCAUUAGCUUGUCACUCGUGUGUUUGUUCUUGAAAGGCGUCGUGUUCGCCUUUUACAAGAGCUCGCGGACGUUCUCUUCCCGUUGUACAAUGUGUCUUUCGGUGACGCUCUUCUGGACACACCUGUUUUUCCUCCUAGCGAACAGCUUGGCUGUGUUCGAGCCAUACUGCGCAGUUUUCGCCCCUCUUCUUCACUUCGGCUUCCUCUCCACCUUCUUCUGGACGAGUGUGCUUUCGUUCGAUAUCUGGAAGAACGUGGUGACCGCCAGGCUUUCUUCGAGAAAGCGCAGCGGACUCGUGGUCUAUGGCUUUAUCGCCUGGGGAGUGCCCGCACUUGUUGUGUCUGUGGGUAUUCUACUAGAUCGGGUUGCCCCCAACUUUCCCCUUUCGCCAACAUACGGACGUUAUUCCUGCUGGAUCGGCAGUAGCUUGAACCAGUUCGUGUUCUUCACCAUGCCAAUGACCCUAUUGCUUUUGUUCGACAUUGGUUUGUACGUGCACAUUGUCGUACACGUACGGAAAACAGCAAAGCGCGCUGCUGCUUUCGACUUCAAAGGUGGUGACAGCAUGUCGAAUAUGGCGCUUUUCGUGAAGCUCGCUUUUAUUAUGGGCAUUACGUGGAUUCUCGCUUUUAUCAACCUGUUCUUCGCCAUAUUCGUACUAGACAUCGCCGUCAUUGUUCUUGUCGGGCUUCAGGGUGUGUACUUGUUUUUCGGAUUCAAGGACUACGCGUACCUGCUUCCGAAGAAACCGCGCAAGAAGAAAGGUGGGUCCGCGACCGCAUGUCAGACUGCCAAUACUGAUAUGCCUUCGUUUCGUGAAGAAACGAGCCCCCGUGACGUUGCUCACCCAGCCCGCCUGCAUAGCACAAGAAUCAGAUACGAAUAAAAAUUUAAACCUCCAUCACAUUCUCCUCUCCUUUCUUUACUUGUUGUUGUCACUUCUCUGACGUGUGGAUUUGGUUUCGGAUGCAUAUUUCACGAACAUGCAACUGGAAACAGUAACGUCUCAUGCCUUUGUUUAACUGUAUCCUUGAUCACGCAGCGAUUUGAGCAGGAAUAGUCCCCAACCCGCCCAGCUUUCAGCUCCACUGCAACAGUGGUUAUUUGCACAAGCUUGAGCCUAGAAAAAUGUCUCGGUCUAGACAGCUCGCCCUCCAACUUCGCAAUAUAUAUUUCGAGCACCAUGGCUAACAUAAUUUUCGGCCGCUCAGGGGCCUGCGAGUGGUGGGCACGCUCGGAAGUUGGUGAAGUUUCGUCAAAAUUGCGCGUUGAUCAAAACCCAAGGAAGCGUCACAUAAAGAUAAAAAAAAGGGGGGGGGGGGUCACCCGAACUUCAAUACCGCACUAUGAAGUUUGGGUGAGGUUUCGAAGCUGAGGUGAAGUUUAUGUAGGAUGAGGGUCAUGACGCCCUCGUGAGAAUGGCCAUGUCUCUUCAUUACUGUCAUUGCCCUGAAGCUACGACAUGAACCAAAGCAGCUUGUCAUUCACUAGCUCCUCAAUUGACCGGAAUUGUAGGUACGAAUGGUGGGCCUUAUGCAUGCACGGUUUUUUUGUUUGUUUUAUUUGGUAAAACUUUAUAUUCGUUCAUAUUUAAUCAAGUUGAUAAAGAAAUCAGAAAAUAUUCGACUUUCGGUGGUCAUUUUCUCGAGCAUUCGUACGCAGUUCACUUCCUAAUCUGCAUUAUUGGAACACCUUUAUUUAAAUGCAUUGUCCUUCGGGUGAAAUUCUUUUUCAUUUUUAUAUUUGU
Molecule: messenger RNA, 3084 nt
Organism: Rhipicephalus sanguineus (brown dog tick)
Lineage: Eukaryota; Metazoa; Arthropoda; Arachnida; Ixodida; Ixodidae
Exons: 1
Coding region: 262-2223 (653 amino acids)
Biological process (GO): cell surface receptor signaling pathway; G protein-coupled receptor signaling pathway
Cellular component (GO): membrane
Molecular function (GO): G protein-coupled receptor activity
Source: RefSeq, a predicted model, not a curated record